Molecule: messenger RNA, 4927 nt
Organism: Chelmon rostratus (copperband butterflyfish)
Lineage: Eukaryota; Metazoa; Chordata; Actinopteri; Chaetodontiformes; Chaetodontidae
Gene: tp53bp2a
Product: tumor protein p53 binding protein, 2a
Exons: 20
Coding region: 200-3607 (1135 amino acids)
Biological process (GO): signal transduction; regulation of apoptotic process
Cellular component (GO): nucleus
Molecular function (GO): p53 binding
Source: RefSeq, a predicted model, not a curated record
UAGGCUGCGAGCUAUCGAGCUACGCUGUCAGUCAACGGGAUUUCGGGCUGGUUACCUACGCGUCCUAGGACCGGGACCCCCGAGCAGGAGAAAGUAGCCUUGCCCAUCGCGGGUUUAGGCUCAAGGAUUAAAGUGAUCGCCAGUCCCACAGCUUUCGUCGAAACUGCCAGUGGGGAUUCAUGCUGUGUCGGUUAGCUAAAUGCGGUACGAAGCUAAAAUGAUGCCGAUGUUUCUGACAGUAUACCUCAGUAACAAUGACCAGCAUUUUACUGAGGUCCCCGUUACCCCGGAGACACUGUGCCGGGAUGUGGUGGAGUUGUGCAAGGAGCCGGGAGAGACGGACUGCCACCUUUCGGAGAUGUGGCGUGGAUCUGAGCGAGCUGUAGGUGACGGGGAGAGGAUGUUGGAUGUGCUCCAGCGAUGGGGACAACACAGGGCAGAGGUGCGCUUCUUUCUUCGUCACAAUCGAGCUCCUAGCAGGGAGUCAGGUGGGUCAAGAGGCUCAGAGCCAAAGAGGAAUGGAGUAAAGGGUCCUCCAGACAGAAGAAUGGAGAAUGGGGUGGCGACACCCCGCAUGGACAUGACACUGGCCGAACUACAAGAGAUGGCUGCCAGACAACAACAACAGAUAGAGGCUCAGCAACAGCUCCUCGCUUCCAAGGAGCAGCGGUUGCGCUACUUGAAGCAGCAGGAGCAACGUCAACAGCAGCAGGCCUCUGAGCAGGAGAAACUGCAGCGCCUCCGAGAGAACAUCGAGAACCAGGAAACCCGGCUUAAGAAGGUCCGGGCCCUCAAGGGCCAGGUGGAGCAGAAGCGCCUCAGCAAUGGCAAACUGGUGGAGGAGAUCGAGCAGAUGAACAACCUGUUCCAGCAGAAGCAGAGAGAACUAGUAAUGGCUGCGUCCAAGGUGGAGGAGCUCAACCGACAACUGGAGUUGCUCAAAAAUGGCAAAAUGGACAACUUCCAUGACACCCAGAGCUCUGUAGCUGAACUAGACCGCCUCUACAAGGAGCUACAGCUGAGGAACAAGCUCAACCAGGAUCAAAACUCAAAGCUGCAGCAGCAGAGAGAGAGCCUGAACAAGCGCAACCUGGAGGUGGCUUCUAUGGACAAACGGAUCAGUGAGCUCCGAGAUCGGCUUUGGAAGAAGAAGGCAGCACUGCAGCAGAAGGAGAACCUGCCUAAUGGCUAUCCUGGUAAAGAGAGGGCUUCAAAAGACACUCAUCUCCAGCUGCCCUCCGAUGGCCAAGCCGGACAGCAGUCAGGUCCGUCUCGCGUGGCAGCGGUCGGCCCAUACAUCCAGUCAUCCACCAUGCCCCGGGGCCCAGUGAGGCACGACCUGCUCGUAAAACCAGCCUACCCUGACGGCACUGCCACCCUUCCAGCCCACGACCCCCAGAGCAAGGCUGGCACAGGCCUUCAGCCAUCCAAGCUGGCAGACUGGGGCUCUUCAGGUCCAGAAUCCAACACCAAUGGUCAUGGUCCAGCUUCAACACUGCCACGAAUGACGUCUCAAUCCAACUCGAACACAGAACAAGAUGAGACGGAACUGAAGAGGGACAGGAAGGUGCGUCCAUUUUCCAUGUUUGAGCCAACGGAGGCUCCCACCACCUCCCUCCGUAAAAACCAGAGCAGCGAUGACCUGGUCAGGGAUGCUCAGUCUGCUCCCAAGGCUCCAGUCAAGGUGCCUCCUCCUGUCCCCACCAAACCGAAAGGCCCUAGCAUUGUGCCCUACAGCAAACAAGGCCUCAACACAGGCACCUUUCCUAAGGCCAAGCCCCACAGCCAGCAGCCCCAGGCGGCCCAGGGCCGCAGCCCUCUCCCACCCUCACAGAGCCAGACACUCCCACUACCCUCCAAGCAGGACACUCCACCCGCAGCCACAGUACGGCCCUUCACCCCAGAGCUGCCCUCAUCCAAAGACUCCAGCCUGAGUAAGCCCCAGACCUUAGCGGCCAGCUCCAUUUACUCCAUGUACACGCAGCAGCCUGGCUCAGCGAAGCCCUUCCAGCCUGGUGUGCAGGGCGCUCUCAACAGGUCCCAGAGCCGCACCAAUGGAUUUAUCAGUGUAUACGGUAAACCGGUGAUCCCAAGUGGAGGCUCUCUACAUCCAGACAACCCUUACCUGGACCGCCGCUCCCCUGCCCCAGAAACUGAGGUAGACCACAAUGGAGCCAACACGGUGGGUCCCAGCCCGCCUGAGGGCCCCCAACCAGAAACUGAGCGCAUCCCCCGCCCCCUCAGCCCUACCAAGUUGCUUCCCUUCAUUUCCAACCCCUAUAGGCAUCAAAGUGAUGGUGACCUGGAAGCACUAAGAAAGAAGCUGUACAAUGCCCCAAGGCCCCUGAAGAAACGCAGCUCCAUCACUGAACCGGAGGGUCCAGCAGGGCCCAACAUUCAGAAACUCCUCUACCAGAAGACCACACUAGCAGCUAUGGAGACCACUGUGACUACACCCACCACUCCCACCUAUGCUGGGGAAGCAGAGAAAGCGGCGGAUGGAUCUGUGGGGCCACAUGUUCCAAGCCCCCUGAGUGGUGCAGAGAACCACCCAUCAGAGCCGGGACAGAUUCCCGAGGGAGGACAGCUCCCGUCUCACACCCCAGGUGCUAAUGUCCCCGUUCCGCCCCCCACUGAACAGACCAAACCACCUUCAGCCAUCCCGGAGAGUGAGCACAUUAUCCCCCCUCCUCCACCAUCCCACCCAGCCCCCAGGCCGGAUGACGCUCUUUUCCCGCCACCACCCCCUGCUGGCUUGGAUGACAUAAUGCCCAACCUGCCCCCUCCACCUCCAGAAGGCUUCCUUGAGGAGUUCCCUCCCUACCCACCACCCCCAUACCCCAGUGGAGCAGAGCAUGACAGCUUGGGAGAGGACACCUUUAACAUGAAGGCACCUGAGGUCACGGGCCAGGUCACUCUGCCACCGGGAAAGAGAACCAACUUGCGCAAACCUGGCUCUGAACGCAUCGAUCACAGCAUGAGAGUGAAGUUCAACCCACUGGCUCUGCUGCUGGACUCGUCUCUGGAGGGAGAGUUUGACCUGGUCCAGAGAAUCAUCUAUGAAGUGGAGGAUCCCAGCCAGCCCAACGACGAAGGCAUCACUGCUCUACACAAUGCUGUCUGUGCCGGACAUACAGAGAUUGUCAAGUUUUUGGUUCAGUUUGGCGUCAAUGUCAACGCUGCAGACAGUGACGGCUGGACGCCUCUUCACUGUGCUGCAUCCUGCAACAAUGUGCAAGUGUGCAAGUUCCUGGUGGAGUCUGGCGCAGCAGUGUUUGCUAUGACUUACAGUGACAUGCAGACGGCUGCUGAUAAAUGUGAAGAGAUGGAGGAGGGCUAUACCCAGUGCUCUCAGUUCCUUUAUGGGGUGCAAGAGAAGAUGGGCAUCAUGAAUAGAGGUGUGGUCUACGGUCUCUGGGACUACAAUGUUGAAAACCCUGACGAGCUGUCAUUCCGCGAGGGAGACUGCAUGACCAUCAUCCGCAGAGAAGACGAGGACGAGAUUGAAUGGUGGUGGGCACGCAUGGGCGACACCGAGGGUUACAUUCCCCGCAACCUCCUUGGGCUCUACCCCAGAAUAAAGCCAAGACAGAGAACCCUGGCUUAAAACACAAAGAUCCCUGCACAUUCCAGUCUGCCAGAACUCUCCAAAACACACCCACACCCACACCCACACCCACACACACACAAACACACACCCUCACUCACCCACACACACACACACACACACACACACACACACACACACACACACACACACACAGGCUUUAACAGACUGGGGAAGAGAAGGACACUGCUGAAAUGAAGCGACAAGGACAGACCAAACAAUAUGAAGGAUCAACUAUAAACUCUUUCUGGCACUUUUUUCUCAGAGGGAUUCUCCCUCACUUAUUUUUCCAGACCACACCGUGUACUGUGUUGUUAAGACACUAUUGGCAUUGUUUUUCCUUUGUUCCACUGUUUUUGUUGUUUUUGUAAUUUGUGUCUGAAACUAUUUCUUAAGUGACAGAAACUCACAUGUUGGGAUGUAAACGGAACAAGCAGUAUUUUUAUUGCUAGAAAGUGAUUUUUACACUUUUGAAUAGUCUUUUAAAGCUUGUUUUUCUGGGCUGUUGGUUAUUUUCUAACACACUUAGAGCUCUACAUCACAUGAGGUGAAUGAGUGGAUGAUGAUGAUGAUGAUGAUGAUGAUGAUGAUGAUGAUGAUGAGGAUGAUGCUUUUGACAUGCUCUAUUACCAUGACAAUCUUUGGAGGCUUGUUUCUCGUCAUCUGUGUUGAGUGACUGCGCCUCUGUAUAACUGCACUGGAGGUGUAGAGUUUCAGCUGUGACCACCACUGUUCUCGCUAAACAGAAAUGAAAUGAUUGGUGGAAAGACGGUGAUGGAGCUUUUGAUUGGAUCUAUUGCUGUUCGUUCUGUGGUCGAUGAUACCCUGAAAGUCAGUCUGCUUUCCUGCAUUGGCACACGGUUGAGAUGCCAUAGAUACUGUGUAUACAUGUAUUUCUGUCACUGAAACAAAUGAAAUGUUACUACAGGAACGAUUUUGUUAUGAAAAUGGACUUUCAAACUCUUAACAGGCCCUUUGAAAAACAAGGAGACAUCAUGCAGUGUGAAUUUUAAUAUCACAGCCAUCCUAUGACAAUACAGUAUAAUGUAAGAAGGCAAGAAGAAAACUUGACUUUUUGUAGUAAUCAGUACGAGAUGACACAUUAUAUUGUAGAGUCAGACAAUUUCUAAGUCAAAUCAAAAAUCCAAAUAAAAAAUAUGGGACUUCCCAAAGAGUUCCCAAAACCCAGCUCAUCACAUAUCUCUGUCAAUGCAGAUGUAUUUAUUUUUGUUACUUUUUUCUUUAGUCCUUUUGUCAGAACUAUAACCACAAAUGUACUGUAGUAUUUCAAACAUUUACAAUAAAAUACUUUGUACUCAG